GUGGGACAGGUGUUGUCAAAAUGCUCAGCUGCCGUUAACGAAAAGAAAAGGUUUAUGAGAAUGAGACGGUGUAUCUGAAGAGCAGCGGACUUUACCUCGGCUCGACAAACACGCUGCAAACGGCUGAGGUCAGCCGCUCUGGUCCCGAUCAACUGCGUCCGUAAAAUCUGCCUAAAAUACAUAACUAGCUAACCAGCUAAUUUAGUAUAUCCGAAGUAAAUAUUUCAGGGUUAACUCGUUUUUUUGACACAACACUGUGGUCUAAAAAAAUCGUGUUGACAGUUGAAACUGUGUUGUACGGCGAUGUUGCCUUUACGUGCUCCCUUGUAAUGUUUACUUCUCUUCAUAUUCUUCGGUUGUAAAGGUAGCUUGCAUCCUUAGCGUUGCACUACUGUCAUCUUCUGGAGUUAGUUAACUCCUACAGUGACCAAAAUGUUAUAUUACAUUUCUCUGUGAUUCGUAUCUGCUAUACAACUAACCAGCACAUGCUCUACAGUUUCUAGUACCUGACAAUGAUCUCAGGAAGCGGUUGGAUGCUUACCUAAAGUGUGAAGUGUACUCUUCAGAUUACUGUGCCCUAUUCUUAACCUAGUAAUGACUGUCUCCUGUUUUUUAUUACCUCCCCUACUUCUUACAAUACCAACUCUAUUUUGAAUUGUACAAUUACCCUUCCUUCUGAUUCUUAAAGAUCAAUAUGUGUAUCUGUCUCCUUUAUUUAACAGCUUGUUUGGCUAAUUUGUCCACUCUUUCAUUUCCCAGCAUGCCUGUACGAGCAGGAACCCAGAUUAAUACAACCUCAGCACCUUGUUUGCCGAGAAACAACACGCCCUUAGAUAAGUAUAAAGUUAUUAUUUACAAUAUGUUUAUUUAUAUGGUGGUAUUUGCGCAUAUAGGGGCAUUUAUGUAUGUGUAAUUUAAUUUAUAUUGUUGGAACCAGGCGAAAAACCCGUAUAACAUAAUUUACUGACCAUCAAAGUUCACAAUUUCACAUCAAAUGAUAAAUAUGAAUUCACUGAUCACUGUAUCCAAACUGUACAGCUGGUAGUGUACGUUAACGUUCUCUAAGUCUGAUUAUAUCCAUGAUCAUGUUGUGUUCUUACAAAUUUACGACAUUUUUCAAUGCGUCCAAAGGGGGCAUUUUUUUAGGAGUUACAAGGGUCCGUUCAAGAGCCUCAACGUUGUUUGAUGCUAACAUUAGCUUCAUAAAAGUAAAACAUGUAAAAUGGCCGUAAAUGAAAUUGACCAUAAUAAUAAUUUUAAGUUUCUCAGUUCAUACAUAGGAGUUGAUUCUUUAGACAACUGAAAUACUGUCGAAUAUGGACAUGUAUUUCUGUUAUGACUUUUCGUCCAGCAGGGGGCGAUGUUGGGGGAGACUAACGGCGCAUAUGUCAACGGAAGAACAAGUUUGAAGUCAAGUCAUACAAGAAACAUGGCGGCCCGCACACGGCUGCCCUUGCUGUUCCCUAAAAAACGGCCCCCGCUUAGAAACCAAAGGCUUGCCCACACCGAUGCUGCGGUAAAGGAGCCCGCGUAUCCCCCCAUCGUCUCCUCCCUCACGGCUAAAAGCAAAUGUGCCCGCGUGCGACAGGUCGAGGACCAGGUAAAGACGAUAUGCGGCUCUCCCGUGGAGGAGAAGCUCUCCCUCAUCACUCGCAUCCAGCGGAAGAAAUUCGUGGUUUAUCCUCAGACUUUCGCUCGGAACGCAGACAGAUGGUACCAGCACUUCACCAAGACCGCAUAUAUCCCGGGCUUGCCAGAGAAGUUCACCCUGGGCCCGGAGAGGAAGACCCAGGCGGAGGAGGAGGAGAGCUCUCCGCCAGCCGCAGCUCAAACCACUCUACCGGGGGUCGACAGCGAUGUGUUCGAGGACAUCCGCUCCUUGGUCACUCGUGUGAUUUUACAGGAGCACUGGCACAUUAAGAAACGCGCACCUUUCCUGUACAGAGAGCAGGAGCAGAUGGUUGGACCUUUUCUGAGAAACCUGGUGACUGGACUCACCUUCAGUCUGGCCACAUACAACCCACUGCUCCGCCUCGCCAGUCUGGAUAUUGCUCCCCAGGUAAACUUCUACUGGAGGAGAGGACAGAGAAUCAUCCCAAAGGGGCACCGGAGAGGCCGGCAAGAGCCAACCAGGUUCCAGAUCGAUGACCAACCGCACUGUCAGAUCAGGUUAACCCAACAACUGCAACAGUUCACCCCGCUGGAGGCUUCUUAUGCAGCCGAUGUUCCAGAGGUGACGUUUGCUCCGGACCUGCUGCCUCUGUUCAGAAGGCAGUACGACAACGGCAUCUUUACAGGUGCCAAGGUACCGGACCCGGCAUGCUACGGUCAGACUCAGUUCCACCUGGUGCCCGACCGGUACCACAGAGACCGGAUGGCUCGGCUGCAGCAGUCUGAUCAGGUGGAGGUCUUCCUCAGAGCCAAUGCACUCGCCAGCCUCUUCGCCUGGACAGGAGCUCAGGCCAUGUACCAGGGUUUCUGGAACCACGAGGACGUCACCAGGCCUUUCGUGUCCCAGGCUGUGAUCACAGACGGACAUUUCUUCUCCUUCUUCUGCUACCAGCUCAACACGGUGGCCCUCUCUGUGGAGACGGACGCCAACAACCCCAGGAAGAACCUCCUGUGGGGCACUAAGAGCCUGCGACUGUACGAGAGCGUGCAGGACGGAGCGGUGGUCGGGCUGAACGACGGCGUCAUCAAGCUUCUGGUUCAGUUCCUCAUGAACCGGCCGUAGAAGUUCGUAAAUCAAGAGGACGAGCUUCUAAAGAGGCCAACGUGGCGGACAUGAGGACGUUUGUCAGAUUGUAUAAAAUGUAAUGUUCAAAAAUGCAGAAACGUUAGUGAUAAGCAGGCUCAUGAGUAUGAAAACUGAGUAUUAUUAAUGUGCAGACUGUAGCCUAUUUAUGCAAAAAUAAAAUCAUGCUUUUCAGAUUGACACUCGUGUGUGUUUGUCAGUGCCAACAUUAAUAAGACAUCUGUUCACUCAUACACACUUACUUCACUGACAUUGCACUCCUGUAACAUUGGACUUGAGAAAAAAGGAUCAGAAUCGAUGCAGCAGAACCAGAGGUAUCUUUUAUUCCACAUAUUCUUCCUCCUUGUCCCUCUGGAGCCACAUAAAGGUUUUUACAACUUCAUUUCUUAUGUGCAGUAGUUCUCAACAAGCCCUGUGAACAGAAAAUUGGUGGCGUUCCCCUUUAAGUGAGCUCUGUCUCCAUAUCGGCUAACACAAUGGCGUUGAUAGUUAUUUCAGGCAGUGACUUGUGUAUUUUUAAUUUGCAUGUUCACACGCACACUGGCAGGUGACAGGUUCAGGUUAACAGCUACAGACGGUUGAAGUCAUGAUUAGGGUGAAAAAUGACCUUUUCUGACCA
Anarrhichthys ocellatus (wolf-eel) is the source of this 3374-nucleotide messenger RNA. RefSeq names its product mitochondrial ribosomal protein S30 (gene mrps30). The transcript is spliced from 5 exons. Bases 1361 to 2734 code for a protein of 457 amino acids. Gene Ontology annotation, cellular component: mitochondrion; ribosome; mitochondrial large ribosomal subunit. Lineage: Eukaryota; Metazoa; Chordata; Actinopteri; Perciformes; Anarhichadidae. The record is from RefSeq and is a predicted model, not a curated record. Gene Ontology annotation, biological process: translation. Gene Ontology annotation, molecular function: structural constituent of ribosome.